AUGGCUUCAAGGAUGGACCGUGCACUGCUGCUGCUGUCCCUGUGGGCUCUGACUGGAACGGUGUCCCUGCAGGCUUCAGGGUCAUGUCCGGAGAGACUUGUGGGAGAGGAGAGGAGGAGGACAUGUCCUCGGCCCUGCAAAGCUGACAAAGACUGUGGCAACAAACGUCAGUGUCUGUGCGACGGCCAGUGUGGUCUCAGCUGUGUGGCUCCAGGUCGAACUUGUCCCUGGCCUCUACCCCCCAGUGAAAACUCAGUGGCUCGCCUCCUCUCUCCCACUCACUCCUUUUCUGCCCUGUUUGAAGUGCGCUGCAAGCCGGGAUUCGCGUUGCCCAAUGGCUUGGAUGUCACUAUCCGCCGUUGUCAAGGUGACCGACAGUGGAGUGGGGAUGAGCCGAACUGCACAGAGGCUGAGUCACCCAAACCUCCCGCAGUCCAAACCUGCCCUCUGCCCGAGGAAGUCACCAACACCUUCAGCAUCCAGGGUGAUGCUACAGUAGGAACUUCCAUCCGCUACAGCUGCCUGUCUGGGGCGGAUAUAGUGGGGAGCAGUGAAAAUUUCUGCCAGGAUAAUCAGACCUGGCAGUAUCCUCACCCCAUCUGCAAAACGGUGUACUGCCAACCUCCCCGAGAGGUGGAGCAUGGCUACGUGGUGGCUGUCCAGAAGAUUGAAUAUGAAACCGGCUUUGACAUCCACUACCUCUGUAAAAAGAACUUCCUGCUGGAUGGACCUCAGAAGGUCACCUGUCUGUCGAAUGGCAGCUGGAGUGCAACGCCUCCAUACUGCAGAGCUCGCUGUCUCAUCCCUGCUGAGCGAAGCCGUGUGAUGAUCAAUGGAGUGAAGCGCUGGCCGUUUGACGUUACAGAUGCCAUGGUUCCUCAUGGAGAAAAUGUGGCGUUCUACUGCAAACAUCCUCACAAGCAGUGCAGCUUCACCGCACCCCAGACCUGCUUUGAUGGGAAGCUGCAGCCACCAGCCUGCUACAUGGAGCCCACGUGGUUGCAGUAUAAACUGUUCCCUCACCGGCUGGUCUCAGAGAUUGAAGCAUGCAAGCCCGGUGAUGACCUGGAAGUCUGACCUCUCCCCAUCCGACAACCGUUAAACCGUGUCACACCUCCAGCACUCAUCACCCGCAUCAGAUCUUCUCCACGCUGCUGCAGCUUUACUUCAACUAUCUAUGCUAUGAUUAUAGUCUGUAAGACACUGAAAUAUUCUUCACCCUGCACUCAUGGCCUUUGUCGCUCUCUUCUGCAUCCUAUCAAACUGCAAUUAUAAUCUGCAAAGCCAGCUGCUAUCCCUUUAUGAUGAUGUAUAUAUAUAUACACACAUACAAAUCCAUUAAUACAUGUUAUGCCAGUGAUGAUACCUCCAUGUAACCUAACUCUUGACUCUGUGAUACCUCACUGUGUGAUCUUCCCCCUCUGUUGAGUCGUGACGCAUCAAGUCCAGAGGCUUGUAAGUGUUCAUUUGAAAUAAAGUAAUGUCACAACGGUU
Molecule: messenger RNA, 1494 nt
Organism: Larimichthys crocea (large yellow croaker)
Lineage: Eukaryota; Metazoa; Chordata; Actinopteri; Sciaenidae
Gene: ntd5
Product: ntl-dependent gene 5
Exons: 8
Coding region: 1-1077 (358 amino acids)
Cellular component (GO): extracellular region
Molecular function (GO): peptidase inhibitor activity
Source: RefSeq, a predicted model, not a curated record